UGUGACGUAAAGGUUCCUAUCUUAUGUCAGCCGGUUGUUAUUCAACCAACCCUUAGUAUCUGCUGACACUUUGCUGUUCCAGUUAUUGUUAUAUUAACAUUAAACUGAAACAAUAACCGCCGCAGUAACUCUCAGAUAAGAUGAGAUUGCCACGGCGGAUCCUCACUCUGCACACAUCCCCUGUGAGGAGAGCGUCCUCAGUCCCUGCCGGUAUGGUGAGCUUUGUCCCCGCCUGCAGCACCACUGAUGCCCACUCCAUGGAGCUGCUGCAGGACUUUGUGUCCCGAGCCAGACGCCUGUUUGUCAUCACUGGAGCUGGACUCUCCACCGAGUCAGGGAUCCCAGAUUACCGCUCAGAGGGCGUCGGGCUGUAUGCUCGCACUGACAGGAGACCCAUGCAGCAUGCAGAGUUUGUCCGCAGUGCAAAGUCCCGUCAGCGCUACUGGGCCAGAAACUUUGUUGGGUGGCCGCAGUUCUCCUCACAUCAGCCAAACUCUGCACACCGGGUCCUGCAGCGGUGGGAGGAGAGAGGCAAGCUGCACUGGCUGGUGACUCAGAAUGUGGAUGCUCUUCAUUCAAAGGCAGGACAGAAAAGAUUGACUGAGCUCCACGGCUGCACCCACAGGGUGGUGUGUCUUGGCUGUGGUGCCAUCUCAGCGAGGGAGGAGCUGCAGAAGAGAUUUGUGGCACUAAACCCAGACUGGAGGGCGCAUGCAGGCGGAGUGGCUCCGGACGGUGACGUGUUCAUAGAGGACGAGCAGGUCCUCCACUUCAGAGUUCCCUCCUGUGAGGACUGUGGAGGGAUACUGAAGCCAGAGGUCACUUUUUUUGGAGACACUGUAAAGAAAGAGACAGUGAACUUUGUGCACGAGAGGCUGGCAGAGUCUGAUGCGGUGUUAGUCGUGGGGUCAUCGUUACAGGUUUAUUCAGGAUACAGGUUUUUACUGGCUGCAAGUGAUCGGAAAAUGUCAGUCGCCAUCCUGAACAUUGGAUCCACGAGGGCAGAUCACCUGGCCGAGCUGAAAGUGAGCGGCCGCUGUGGCGAAGUGCUCUCUGUCCUUCAACAUCUCUGACUGUCAUGGGCAUGCAGUUUGGAUAUUCUACAUUAAGAUGGUAAAAAACUACCUCAGAUUCAAGCAGGUUAACAAAACAAUCAACUUCAGGAUUGACUGUCUCAGCUGCAAUAGAAGAAUUUGCUGCUAUCAUCAAAGUCGAACUGACAAAUCUACUCUCACCUAUUAUGCUGAAGUAAAGAAAAGUCUGCUUGUUUGGAGAUUCAACUUCUCUGCGAGCAGCAGAUGGUGCGAGGGAAUCAACAAACAGCGACACGUUUCACUCUGCCAGGAGAAACAGAAAGACUCAAGCUGUACUGUGUUUGGCUUCGCCGCUCUGGGUUUUGGCUUCACAGAAUAUGUGCGGUUGAUGAUGCAGCAUGUGUGGUUCACUGUGUGAAGGCCCAGAGUUUAAAGCUGCAGGCUGUGAAAUGACAAGUGUGAGGAGGGAGCCCCAGGGUUUGUCUUCUCAGGCUGUUUACUGAUGCUGCUUUUAUUUAAAUGAAAUAAGCUCAGAAUUAAACUGUAUUGUAUUGGGGGGGACACGGUUAAAGGGAAAAUUCACCCCAAAAUUUAAAAAGAUACAUAUUUUUCCUCUUUCCUUUUAUUCUAUUGAUCUAUCUAGAUUGUUUUGGUGUGAGUUUCAGAGUGGCGGAGCUAUUGGACAAAAAAAAAUUCAGAUCCUAAAAUUAGAAAUGCAUUUUUUUUGUUGUUGCUGUGAGCAGUUCCAUUUAAACCUAACCGCUCACAAGAAGGUCUGAGGAUCAUCUUGAGGAACCAGGUCAUGAUUGCUGGAUUGCAACAUUAACUCCCGAGAAGGCAGAAAUUUCUACAUUCAUUUUCUCGAACACUCAGCAACUCACAACAAAACGAACUAGAUUGAUAAAUAGAACUACAGGUAAGAAGAAAAAUAUCUAUUUUUGAUUUGGGGGUGAACUGUCCCUUUAAGUUGUCUUCUUCUUUGGUAAGACUACAAAACGUCUGUGAAGUUGCAAGCUGCUGUUGCCAAACGGUUAAAAUAAUGUUGUGGGUAAGACAGUAGAGAGGUGAUUUCACAACAAUUUGGCAACAAAUACAAGAGAUAAUACUAAAUGUACUGCAAUCAUCUAGUUUUUAAAGAUUCAUUUGUUCUAUCCUGGGAUUAUUUAGUCUCAGGUUUUUAUAUAUUGGUGCUGACAUUUAUGGGAUCUACAGCUAAGUGCUAAGAGUCAUUAAAAUUGACCUUUUGCCAACGUGGUCAACCAUCUAGGUAUAUGAGUUCAAGGCUUGAAAUGUGUUUUUAAUCAACCUGUCAAACAGUAAAUCAUGUUUUACCUGAAACUUAUGCAAAUGUUAUUUAUGUCAUAAAGACAGCAU
Molecule: messenger RNA, 2408 nt
Organism: Centropristis striata (black sea bass)
Lineage: Eukaryota; Metazoa; Chordata; Actinopteri; Perciformes; Serranidae
Gene: sirt4
Product: sirtuin 4
Exons: 4
Coding region: 141-1073 (310 amino acids)
Molecular function (GO): NAD-dependent protein lysine deacetylase activity; NAD+ binding
Source: RefSeq, a predicted model, not a curated record